This is a messenger RNA of Sus scrofa (pig), 871 nucleotides long. It is a transcript of the gene KRTDAP, whose product is annotated as keratinocyte differentiation associated protein. Gene Ontology annotation, cellular component: extracellular region. The record is from RefSeq and is a predicted model, not a curated record. NCBI's taxonomy places the organism in Eukaryota, Metazoa, Chordata, Mammalia, Artiodactyla, Suidae. Gene Ontology annotation, biological process: epidermis development.
GGAAGGGCAUUCUAGGCAUAUGGGGCAGCAGGGGCAGCUGCUUGGAGGGGGAAAAAGAAGGAUCUGUUUGCUAAGGUGUCCAGUCUGGCCGGAAUGUGAGGUAUGUGCAACGGGAGUAAAAGCAGGAGAAGAGAAAGGCCAGUGGAGGCCAGCCUGUGGCAGGCCCAUGUAAGGAGUCUGGGCAGAAUCGGGUAGGGUGGAAGACAGCCUAAAUUAUAAGAGAGGAACGAAAAGAUGUAAGGAAAAGAGACAAAGACAAAAGGAGAGGUUGCUUGGGCGCCACUGCCAACCCCUCGGAGGGACAGGUCCAACCUGUCUGCACCUCAGCUCCAUUUGCAUGCAGAACCCCACUGCCGGCGCCCCUGCCCAGUGCCCGGAGCAGAAUGUGAAUUGAGAAACCCAAGGAAUAUAAAGGGCAAGCGGCAAGGCCUGGCCUCAGAGCGCCCCAAACCCGACACCAUGAGGAUCCCCGUUCUUCCCGCCGUGGUCCUCCUCUCUGUCCUGGCGCUCCACUCAGCUCAGGGGGCUGCCCUGGGCGGGGCUGAGGAAGAAACUACCGUGGACAACUACGAGGCAAGACCUGAGGCCUUUAACGCCCAGUUCCUGAACGUUGACAAGUUGCGAUCUGUCCUGAAGCCCGAGGAGUUCCUGAACUGGCACGCCCUCUUUGAGACUAUCAAAAGGAAACUUCCUUUCCUCAACUGGGAUGCCUUUCCUAAGCUGAAAGGACUGAGAAGCGCAACUCCUGAUGCCCAGUGACCACUCCCUUUGAGGCCUGGCACUGCUGAUACCCACGAGAGAUGGGGCGGGUGUGGGAUCUGGUCACCGUCCUCUAAUCACUCAGGAAGGCCAAUAAAAUGUUUUCCAAACA